This is a messenger RNA of Polyodon spathula (Mississippi paddlefish), 2811 nucleotides long. Its product is annotated as alpha-2C adrenergic receptor-like. The record is from RefSeq and is a predicted model, not a curated record. Gene Ontology annotation, cellular component: membrane. Lineage: Eukaryota; Metazoa; Chordata; Actinopteri; Acipenseriformes; Polyodontidae. Gene Ontology annotation, molecular function: alpha2-adrenergic receptor activity. Gene Ontology annotation, biological process: regulation of smooth muscle contraction; platelet activation; regulation of vasoconstriction. The coding region runs from base 269 to 1555 and encodes 428 amino acids. The transcript has a single exon.
GAUAAAAAAGGAACGCAGUUUAACAAAACAUACAUAAGUUUGCUUUGCAACGAAAUUUGGCAAAACAUAAACAAGGAUGUUUAAUGUUUGUGAAAUUCGUUAUCUUUUUUGUUUAUCACUGCAGGUAGGAAACAAUUUGUUAUAUCAUAAUGUAGUGGGGAUUUGAUCGUUGACAGUGACGAUUAAGACGAACGUUCUUUGAAUAAAAUCGUUAUUUGAUAUAUAAUUCUACAAAGAAGAAAAAUGCAUAUUGAAUAAAAUAAACAACAUGGAUUUACCAUUAAAUACCAGUGGAAUCAACGCGUCUCUUCUCCUCUUACCGGAUUCAGCGUCCCCCGGAGUCAGUCAGUAUUCCCUGCCUGCUACAGCGGGUCUGGCAGCAUUAGUAAGCUUCCUAAUAAUUUUUACCAUUGUUGGGAACGUCUUUGUUGUAAUCGCCGUACUUACAAGCAGGGCUCUCAAAGCGCCACAGAAUCUUUUUUUGGUGUCUUUAGCCAGCGCAGACAUCCUAGUUGCCACCCUUGUUAUGCCAUUUUCACUGGCUAAUGAACUGAUGGGCUACUGGUUUUUUGGAAGUGCGUGGUGCGAUGUUUACUUAGCUUUGGAUGUUUUGUUUUGUACUUCGUCAAUAGUGCACCUGUGUGCAAUAAGCUUAGACCGAUACUGGUCGGUGACCCAGGCUAUUGAGUACAACCUCAAAAGGACCCCUAAAAGAGUGAAAUGUAUAAUAGUAGUAGUGUGGUUGAUUUCUGCUGUAAUAUCCUUCCCACCUUUAAUCUCUAUGGACAGAGACCCUGAAGAUGACGUUUGCCCUCAGUGUAAGCUGAAUGACGAGACAUGGUACAUUCUGUCCUCUUGCAUAGGUUCUUUUUUUGCUCCUUGUGUUAUUAUGAUAUUGGUGUACAUAAGAAUAUACCAAGUAGCAAAACACAGAACAAGGACUAUGUCUGAGAAAAAACAAGGGGCAGACUGCUCUUCUCAAACUGACAAUGAACUGCGCAGAGGCGCCUCUCUUAAAGCAAAUGGGGAAAAAGAAAAUGGGCAUUGCCCAGCUCAGCCCAAGGAGACCAAACCCCAGGAGGCAGAUGACAUAGACUUAGAGGAGAGCAGCUCCUCCGAUGGGAAAGGUAAAAGGGGUCAAGACACAAACUCCAAGAAGGACAGAAGAACUAACAGGAAAAACAGUUCUUUGUCUAAACAAUCUAGUCGCGUUUCUAGGUCUAGCAACAAGUCCAUUGACUUGUUUUCUUCAAAGCGAAAAAGAAGCACAGUUUGCAGGAAGAAAAUCUCCCAAGCCAGAGAAAAAAGGUUCACGUUCGUCCUGGCUGUUGUAAUGGGCGUGUUUGUUGUCUGCUGGUUUCCAUUCUUUUUCAGUUACAGCUUGUAUGGCAUUUGCAGAGAAGCCUGCGAAGCUCCAGAAAUUGUAUUUAAGUUUUUCUUUUGGAUUGGUUAUUGUAAUAGCUCUUUAAACCCUGUCAUUUAUACAAUUUUUAACCAGGAUUUCAGGAGAGCCUUUAAAAAAAUACUCUGCAAGAGAUGGAAAAAAACGUUUUAAACUAUCUGAUGUGCCAUAAUAAACUGUGCCGUAAGCAUUGUAUAUAUUCUAAAUGAGAAGACUGUCACAUUCUGGAUGUAUCAAGGUGAUUCAUGGCCUUGACAAUCUAUAGACUGAUGAAGAUAUUUAAAUUUGUUCUAUUUUAAGCACAGCCAUGUUUAGAAUGGUAAACUCUGCAAAUGUUUAUGUAAAUAUUGUCAAGUUUUAAUUGCUAUAUCUGUAAAUAACAUAACUUGAAGACAUAAGGUGCAGCUGUAUGUGUGUUUACUGUUUUAUGCCAUUUACUGUACAUUUAGGCAGGCACAUGUGGUUAUAAAUAUAUGCAUGCAGUGUUACAAGUUUUAUUUUCCUGCAAAGUCUCCGUUCUGCUUUUUCCUCAUUAACAGAUUUUUUGUGUUAUCAAAGCUGUGCAGCCCAGUAAAUGAAAUCUUGUCUACUGUCUAGCUAAUGCUCUAAAUUGUUAAGUGCUACCAAUGGGUUCAAUGCCUCUGUAACAAAAUAUAUGAACAAGGCUGAAACGUUUUAGUCUCAUCUUCUUAAUAAUAUUCCAUAUUUGCUCUGAAUAACCUCUUCAUUACAUUUACCAGCAUAUACAAUGGUGUGUCUGUGUGUGUAUGUGUAUAUUUGUGUCUAUGUGUGUGUGUGUACCGGGUGUGUGUGCAAUCCUUUUUAAAAUCCUUUCUGUUACAGGUAUAUUGCUGCCAAAGUUCAAUGAGGUAUAUUUUCUCCUAAAAAGGUUAUAAAUAUUACUAUAGCUUGCCUGAAUGAUACAAUUGUUUGUACUGCUUUUGCUUUUCUAUAUUUAUCUUUGAUUGUUUUUCUUUCAGUACUCAUUGUAUAUAUUGCAAGCAACCUGAAACAACACAAAUUAUGCUAAUUCAAAAAACAAUGUGUCUGCACCAUUUUGCCUUUAGUUUUCUUAAGAAAUGUUUCACAAGGAUAAAAAGUAUGCAGUUAAGCUGUUAUGUAAAAGAGGGUUUAUCCCACAGUAGGAAAAAUACUUUUUUUCUUUGUUGAUAGAUUUGACAAAGCACACAUGUAAUAACACUGUCAGUAAGGUGGUCAUUGUGGCACUAGGUGUUUACAUUGAUAUAGAUGCAUUCAUGUCCAUUCUUUGAUUAUGACACUAGGUGUUUACAUUGAUAUAGAUGUAUUUAUGUUCAUUCUUUGAUUGCCACUUCUAAUUCCCUCUGGGAAGUUGGUGUGUAAAUUUGUUUUUUCCUAAUAAAGUUAUCACUGUCUACUGAGAUGUUACU